Messenger RNA from Vespa crabro (European hornet), 587 nucleotides. RefSeq names its product SNAPIN protein homolog (gene Snapin). Gene Ontology annotation, cellular component: BLOC-1 complex; synaptic vesicle; BORC complex. Gene Ontology annotation, molecular function: SNARE binding. The coding region runs from base 110 to 586 and encodes 158 amino acids. Gene Ontology annotation, biological process: lysosome localization; synaptic vesicle exocytosis; regulation of synaptic vesicle exocytosis. The record is from RefSeq and is a predicted model, not a curated record. The transcript is spliced from 3 exons. NCBI's taxonomy places the organism in Eukaryota, Metazoa, Arthropoda, Insecta, Hymenoptera, Vespidae.
CGGGAGAUGAAAAAAAAACUUCCUAUUGAUUAGAAAGUCUAUUGGUUAAUUUAUUUCGUGUCCAUUUUGACAUACGUGAGAUGUUGAGAAGACCGAUCAAAAUUAAAUUAUGUCGACAGAGGAAUCAACACCUCCUGCUAUGGAUGUAGAUACCGCGAGCGAUAACACAUCUAUAGAUGACAAAAUAGAUGAUUUUUGUGAAAAUCCAACUAGGGAUGCUCUGACAGAAGGUUUAAUGAGUUUACUGAAGCCAACCGUCGAUCAGUUGGAUGAAAGAAUUCGUGCUACUAGAAUAUGUCAGAUAGAAUUGAAGCAGCGUAUUGAAUCACUGACAGACGUAUUAACGAGAAUCAACGAGGCUCUUCAGUCCCCGUUCGAGACUGACUCUUACGUUAAGAAGCUUAUAAAUGCUAAGCAAAAAAUAACAGUUGUAAGCAACAUCUUACAAACGACUCAGGAACGAAUAAAUAAACUUCAUCAGGCUGUAGAAAGAAAUACGGCAAAGAGAAAGGCGUUAUUGGAUCAUAGUUCUAUGUAUAGUAGUACUUCCAGUAUACAAGAAAAAGAAGAAGGAGGAGAAAAUUAAA